AUCCGUUUCAUUUCAUUCCAGCACAUUCUUCGUCAUGACUUCUAAGACGACUCUCAUGAACAACCUUCCAUUGGAACUGCUGGACCGUAUAUUCUCGUACCUUCCGCUGUCGGACCGCAAGUCCAGUUCAUUAGUGUGCCGCUUAUGGAGUGAACAAGUUUUCAGCGGCCGUUUCCUACGUAACAUAGAGCUCAAACUGAUCAUGGGCUGGGGCGAGUCUGAGCGUCUUCGGAAAACCGCUCGCCGAUAUCGGAACGUUUUCAUCCUGGCACCGUUUGCACUGGAAUCUUGCGAGUACAAUUUCGGUUUCAUCGUCAAAGUGCUGGACGAGCUUGGUGCCGAUUUGGAGAGUUUCCACUGUGUAAUAAAUUUUACAGAGGAACAGCUGUGGUACCUCAUAAUUCGUGCGCCAAAUCUCAAGCAGCUGAUUGUGGGAAUGGACAGCAGAACUUUAAGCCAACAGAACUACAGCCUUCCCGAGUUGCGAUAUCUGCGAAGUUCUGGACCGCUGGCGAAUGUGUUCCAGAUCAAGUGCCCGAGUUCCUACAGCUUGUCGACGUUCUGUACGAAUUUCACCGAACGCUCGAAUGUGAACAAUUCUAUAAUGUUGCUCCGACGGCUGGCCCCUGAUUUGAAGAGCCUUCAAUUGUAUUCGAAGAGGUAUUAUAUUCCGAUAGAAGAGCUUCAGUUUCCGAAUGUUGAAGUGUUGCGCUUGGGCGGACGAAUUUGUAAAACCGGAGACGGUGCGUUGAGGACGUUCUUCGGUGGUUUCAAAUUGUUGAAGGAUGUGAAUUUGGGUUUCAAUGUUAAAGAACAUGUGCUAGACAUGAUAACCAAUAUUUGUCCCGGAAUUGUGAAGUUACAUCUCGAGAAUGAUGUGCUGAAGCCGGGCCAUUUUCGUUCAUUAGAACGUCUCAAAUGCUUGAAGACUUUAAGCCUCAUCGGAAGUGUCGAUUCACGAGUAGUCAUGGAAUGCAAACCAUUGGAGAGUGUGAACUGUUUUUGUCUGCAUAUGUCGCACCUGAACUGUGAGAUGAGCAUCGUCGAGGAUUUCCGUCAGUUGCUUCCAAACGUGAUCGAUAUGAAUGUCACUCUAUCGCAAAUUUCCAGCUCCCUAUUUGCUACAGUCUUCAUCUGCGUAAACUUCCCUCAUCUAAAACGACUGACGAUUUCAAACAAUAUAGCGGGAAGUUACAGUUUGGAUGAGUUCCGCCAUUUGGAUCGUCUGGAAGAACUUACGCUCCGAUUCAUUCCCAUGCCGGUGAUGUUGGAGGUAUCUAAAAAGUUCCUUAAACGAUUGAGAUUCGAGUGCUGUUCCUGGUUGACGGAUGGAUAUUUGUCGCAGCUGCCGGAGAAGUACCCGAACCUGAAGUAUCUUGAGCUGGAAGAGUGUCGACAAGUGAGCCCCAAGGGCGUAGAGGUGAUUCGAUCGCGACUGCCAAACUGUGUGAUUCACUGCGUCCAAUCGGACACACUUGGAAUUCGUUUUCACUUUCAAAGCCUUCAUUUUGCCGCCUUGUCUUGAUAACACCGAUAACCAUCUAGUCGAUGCAUUCCUAUUGUAAAAUGACUUUUUUCAACGGUCUUGGUAAUAAUUUUGGAACGCAAUAACUCAUAUGGCCACAUUUUAGUAAUAUACAUAUAAUCCGGGGUUUCUCUGAAUAAUAGCUAUAAUAAUUACUGGUGGAAAGAACUCCAGAAUAUUAUGUAUACGGCAGUAAGAAACUAAACAAUAUAUCAACACUAGCAACAAUAAAGUAUAAGGCAUUUGUAUGGUAAUAAACUCAAAUAUGUUUAAUAAUUUAUUAAAUUUAAAAAUUGGGGCCCUCCUUAGCCGUGAGGAAAGACGCGCGGCUACAAAGCAAGACCAUGCUGAGGGUGGCUGGGUUCGAUUCCCGGUGCCGGUCUAGGCAAUUUUCGGAUUGGAAAUUAUCUCGACUCCCUGGGCAUAAAAGUAUCAUCGUGUUAGCCUCAUGAUAUACGAAUGCAAAAAUGGUAACCUGGCUUAGAAACCUCGCAGUUAACAACUGUGGAAGUGCUUAAUGAACACUAAGCUGCGAGGCGGCUUUGUCCCAGAGUAGGGAUGUAAUGCCAAGAAGAAGAAGAAGAAGAAAAAAAAAUAUUCGAAAGGGGUCUUUUGAAUCAUAGAACAAAGAUUGUUUCAAAACCCUGGAACGCAAUUCACAAGAACGGCAAAGCUU
Messenger RNA from Armigeres subalbatus, 2201 nucleotides. RefSeq lists its product as uncharacterized. Gene Ontology annotation, molecular function: protein binding. Gene Ontology annotation, biological process: SCF-dependent proteasomal ubiquitin-dependent protein catabolic process. The coding region runs from base 35 to 1525 and encodes 496 amino acids. Lineage: Eukaryota; Metazoa; Arthropoda; Insecta; Diptera; Culicidae. The transcript is spliced from 2 exons. The record is from RefSeq and is a predicted model, not a curated record. Gene Ontology annotation, cellular component: SCF ubiquitin ligase complex.